AUGAAGAAGCUCCCAGACGCACCAACAAUGAGCUCUGGGAGUCGUAUUUGUGACGAGAAUGGCCACUUUGUUGAUCCUGGCACUCCUCCUCCACCAUACACAGCAAAAAGUCCUGACGACUGGACUCCGUAUCGCAACCGACUGGAAUUCGAGUGCGCAGAUUUCAUGUACACUGAAAACCAGAUGUCCGCUGGUGAUAUCAACAAGAUUCUCUACUUGUGGGGAAUCACUCUCGCUGUCCAUCGCGACAAUCCACCAUUUGCCGACUACAAGGACCUGUACAAUACUAUCGACGCAACACCGCUAGGCGAUGUCACAUGGGAAAGCUUCUCCCUGAAGUACAAUGGCGAUAAACCUGCUGGAGAGUGUCCGCUUUGGAUGGAACAGUCGCACGAGGUUUGGUUUCGGGACCCUCAUACCGUCGUCAAGAACAUGCUCGCAAAUCCAGAUUUCAAAGGUGGAAUUGAUUAUACGCCCUACCGUGAAUUUCAGGAGAAGGAUGAGCAACGACGCUAUAAGGAUUUCAUGUCGGGGGACUGGGCCUGGCAGCAAGCGGACGAAAUCGCACAGGACCCACAAACGCAUGGUGCGGCUUUCGUUCCCAUCAUUGUAGGCAGCGACAAGACGACGGUGUCUGUCGCUACUGGUCAAAACGACUACUACCCUCUAUAUCUCUCGAUUGGGAACGUUCACAAUAAUGUCCGGCGCGCGCAUCGCAAUGCAUUGGUUCUGGUUGGAUUUUUGGCGAUCCCUAAGACGGAAAAAAAAAAUGCAGAUGAACUUGGAUACCGCAAGUUCAAGAAGCAAUUGUUUCACUCCUCGUUGUCGAGGAUCUUCGCCAAUCUCAAACCUGGAAUGACGACUCCAGAAGUCACACGGUGUGGCGACGGACACUACCGGCGCGUUAUAUAUGGCCUUGGACCCUACAUUGCAGACUAUGAAGAGCAGGUAGUAUUGGCAUGCAUGGUCAAAGAUUGGUGUGGAAGAUGCCUUGCAUUUCCCUCAAAUCUUGAUGAAGGAGGUGUUUCUCGGUCACGCGAACAUACUGAUGCGCUUGUGGAUUCUGUUGAUUUUGGUAUACUUUGGGAUGAGUAUGGUAUCAUUGGCGAGUUAGUGCCCUUCACCAACGACUUUCCUCGUGCCGACAUUCACGAGCUCCUUGCCCCCGACAUACUGCACCAGCUCAUCAAAGGAACCUUCAAGGACCACCUUGUUGAAUGGGUGGGUCAAUACCUCGAACUCAUGCACGGCAAAACACGCGCUAAGGCAAUUUUAGAUGAUAUUGACCGAAGAAUUGCUUCCGCGCCGCCCUUCCCUGGCCUACGACGCUUUCCACAAGGCCGUGGAUUCUCGCAAUGGACAGGUGACGACUCCAAAGCUUUGAUGAAGGUCUAUCUACCAGCAAUCGAGGGCCACGUACCAGAUGAUAUGUUCUGCUACAUCGUGCGCGCGAACGUAGUGACAGACGACACUCUCGCAGCGCUGAAAGAUGCCCUUGGGCGUUUUCAUACUUACCGGACUAUUUUCCAGACUACUGGUGUCCGCUUCGACAUUUCCCUACCCCGACAACACUCUCUCAUCCACUACGAGCUUCUCAUCCGAAUGUUCGGUGCUCCGAACGGCCUCUGCUCGUCAAUCACGGAAUCCAAACAUAUCAAGGCGGUAAAGCAACCAUGGCGACGUUCAAGCAAGUACAACGCGCUCAGCCAGAUGCUCCUUACCAAUCAGUGCCUGGACAAAGUCGCCGCAGCAAGAGUUGAUUUCACAACGCGCGGCAUGCUCAAAGGGUCUUUUGAGAAUCCCUUAUAUAUCGACAACGACGAUGGAGACCCAGAGGUCCAACAGAACCCAGCGCAUGCAGGAAGCAAUCCCUUUGCUAUCGAGAGUGACGACUUUGACGAUGUCGAGGAUCAGGGUGUUGUAGAUGACGUGGAUGUCAUUGCUGAUGUGCAAUUAGCACGGACUUUUCACGAACUCGACAUCCCAUCGUUCCCGACCCUCAUUCGCCUCUUCCUGUACGACCAAAUACACGCGGACAACCACCAUUCCUCUGCCGACGUCCCACUUCGCGACUGUCCAUCCUACACGGGACCAAUCAAGAUAUUUCAUUCAGCCGCUGCAACAUUUAUCGCACCCAGUGAUCCGAGUGGAAUCCCUGGUAUGCGCCGUGAGCACAUUCGUGUUGUGCCUUCGUGGCGCAAGGGACCAGCUCGCUUUGACUGCGCCUUUGUCAACACGGACGAUAGGCAUGACAGAAUGUUGAGCAUGGACGUCGUUCGAAUAUUCUGUUUUUUUUCUUUUACUUUCACUAACAGUCACACAUACCCAUGUGCCCUCGUUCAAUGGUUCCAUCGCAUCGCCGAGGAACGAGACGAGCUCACAGGAAUGUGGAUGGUGGCACCGUCUUUCAAUGAAGAUGGCUCGCGCGAUUUGUCCAUCAUCCAUAUCGACAGUAUCAUUCGCGGCGCUCACUUACUCCCAAUAUUCGGUACUCAGCUCGUACCACGCGGCCUUUGA
Messenger RNA from Suillus bovinus, 2517 nucleotides. RefSeq lists its product as uncharacterized. The record is from RefSeq and is a predicted model, not a curated record. NCBI's taxonomy places the organism in Eukaryota, Fungi, Basidiomycota, Agaricomycetes, Boletales, Suillaceae. The coding region runs from base 1 to 2517 and encodes 838 amino acids. The transcript is spliced from 11 exons.